UGGGAUCUUGCCCAGCGAUCUUUUUUUUGGCUCACUGCCAGGGAUAUGUGCAGGUAGCACUGAGGGCUGAAACUUCAGAGCAGCGUUUUUGGUACUUCAUUCGGUUGGUUUGGAGUGUGGUAGGGCUGGAGAAGUCAGCCGCUGUGCACCAGUGAAUCCGGUACACAUUGUGGGAGUCCAGAUACAGGUAUUUAAUAAUUGUUUUAACCUGUUUUGUGAGAAGUUAAGCUAGUAUGCCUUUGUGGCUAGUUUUAAAAGUAUGCACUUGUUUUACAGUGUGGAAUAAGAGCCUAUGUUGUAGUGAACUGCAGCCCUGUGAAUGCCGGUGAGCCAGUGUGCAUUGUGGAAGUCCAGAUACAGUAAAACCAAACCCAUGUCAGGAGGCGGUUUACUGGCAGCCAAUCACAGUGCAGGACCGCUUCAGACCUGAGAGCGGGUGGGAUCUAAAGGACGCUCCUCAUUCUGUUCUGCUGGAGAACUGAGAGCUGGAGUAUGGACGUGUUAUCAGAGCAGGACGUUAAAAAGUACCAGGAGGAUGGGUACCUGGUGCUGGAGGGGCUGUUCAGCCCGGAGCAGUGUGAUGAGCUGCGGCAGAGGAUGAGUGAGAUCGUGGAGCGGAUGGACGUCCCCUCACACUGCCGCACUCAGUUCUCCACAGACCACGACGAGCAGCUCAAGACCCAGGGAAACGCGGACUACUUCAUCACCAGUGGGGACAAGAUUCGCUUCUUCUUUGAGAAAGGAGUCUUUGACGAAAAGGGGGAGUUCACUGUCCCAAAAGAGCGAUCGCUUAACAAAAUUGGUCACGCUCUUCAUGCUCAUGAGCCUCUGUUUAAGAACAUUACUCACUCUCCCAAAAUCCAGGGCUUGAUGAAGAACCUGGGUCUGACAAGUCCUGUUGUUCUGCAGAGCAUGUACAUUUUUAAGCAACCAGGCAUUGGUGGAGAAGUGACUCCUCAUCAGGAUGCUACGUUUCUGUACACGGAGCCUCUGGGCCGGGUGAUGGGUGUGUGGAUUGCUCUGGAGGACGCAACUCUCGACAAUGGCUGCCUGUGGUUCAUACCAGGCUCUCAUAAGACUGGAAUCACCAGAAGGAUGGUGAGGACUCCUAAAGGCACUUUCCCACUGACUGAUUUCAUUGGACGAGAGCAGAGUUAUGAUGACAACCUUUUCAUUCCAGCGUCUGUAAAGAAAGGUGGGGCAGUUUUGAUCCAUGGCCAAGUGGUCCACCGCAGUGCUGAGAACACCUCUGAUGCGUCCCGCCAUGUUUACACAUUCCACAUCAUGGAGUCUGAAAACACCCUCUGGAGUCCUGAUAACUGGUUACAGCCAACAGAGGAGCUUCCAUUCCCUUCACUCUACACCUAAAACCCUAAACGCAUUCCUGCUUUUCACUUUAUCUCACCAAAUACUGGACGGACACCAGUUAACACCAGUUAAACUGAUCAGAGUGCUGCAACCGCACUUGCAGUGACUUACAGUUUAUUAAAACCAUAAUUAGUCAGUCAUGUGGGGAACAUGAAUAUCUUCAUUCAUCCAAACCUCAAUCCAAACAUCUGAAACUGAUCAUCUGUAAGAAUACUCACAGCCUUGUAGUACAAUAUAAUGUCAUUUGGUUGAAGAUGUGCACAUCAGAUCAUCAUUCAUUUAUUACAGCAGCAGCAGUGUGCCUCUGAUAGCAGUUAGACGCAGAUGGCUGGACAUCACCAGUGGAGCGGUAUUAUUGAUUGAUCUGCAUAUCCUCACCUACUGUUUUUCUAUCCCAUUUUUUAUCCCAUUUUCUCACAAUUUACAAGGCCAAUUACCCCACCCACUUAUUAGGACUCCCCCAUCACUAAUGAUGCUCCAACACCAGGAGGGUGAAGACUAGCACAUGCUUCCGCCGAUACAUGUAAAGUCAGCCACCGCCUCUUUUUGAACUGCUGCUUAUGCAUCGCGUCACAGCGUGGUCGGAGGAAAGCGCAGCGACUCGGUUCUGACACAUCAGCUCACAGACGCCUUGUGCUGCAGACAUCACCUUUUGGAGUGAUGAGGGGAGAGAGCACCAUCUACCCACCCAGAGAGAGCAAGGCCAACUGUGCUCUCUCAGUGUUCCAGUAGCCGAUGGCAAGCUACAUGAAUAGGAUUCAAAUCGGCGAACUCCUGAUAAUGGUGGCUGCGCCUUAGUCCGCUUGACCAAUCGGAGCCAUAAAAACGUUUUUUUAAGGUUAGCAAAGGUUUUAUGAAAAAAUUUAAUGGGCUGGUAUGUUUCAUUAUUUCAAAGGAACACAUCAGCUAUUAUUGGAAAAAAUAUGGUUUAGGGUUUUUUGGCUCUUCAAAACAUGGUGGUGGGAGUGUUUUUCCCACACCUGCAAAGUCCUUUUAUAGAAGUCAGAGCAGGCUCCCAAAGAGUCUGUUUUCUGUUCUCAGUAAAAGCUUAUUGAUAGACUCCACCUCUUUUCAGACCCACAGUGUGGAUGUUUUCAGACCUGAUGGAGAGUGGAGCUUGAUCUUUUUCUCUCUUUCUCAGAGAUGAGGGCUUCAAGUGCUGUUCAUUUGAUGGGGGACAGUGUAGGUGGUCUACCAACGCUUACAGAGGGGGGUUAUGGUAAUAUCUGUUAUCCUAAAUCUUUACCGUAUGAAUUAUCAUCUAUCUGUUUAUCUCAGAAACAUCUGAUAAAUGAAAAGCUUGCACAAAGGGGUGUUUUAUUGGAAAUUAAAAAAGGUUCUCCUGACUUUUGCACAGUAAACAAUAAAUCCAGAUAAACACAAAAAGAGCUGUGUCAUCCUAGACUUAUGUUUGACUAUUUUUGCAUGCCUUCCACAGUUUUAUAAAGACAAUGAAAUAAUAUUUUUGUCAAAUUCAGUGUUUUUCAAUUAAAGGCAGUUUUACCUAUUAAAAGCUGGUUUUACUAUU
Molecule: messenger RNA, 2896 nt
Organism: Astyanax mexicanus (Mexican tetra)
Lineage: Eukaryota; Metazoa; Chordata; Actinopteri; Characiformes; Acestrorhamphidae
Gene: phyhd1
Product: phytanoyl-CoA dioxygenase domain containing 1
Exons: 12
Coding region: 493-1368 (291 amino acids)
Source: RefSeq, a predicted model, not a curated record